This is a messenger RNA of Iphiclides podalirius (scarce swallowtail), 552 nucleotides long. Lineage: Eukaryota; Metazoa; Arthropoda; Insecta; Lepidoptera; Papilionidae. The record is from the annotation of a GenBank genome assembly.
AUGGCCAUGAUGCCCGAACCUUCACCGUCCAGUAUAAGUGCCAGCAUGAGAUGCAAUCCUGUGAAGCGAUAUGAACAUUCACCAGCAUCUCAACCUCUUAAUUGGGGUCCAGAGUCGACGUCUUUUACAAAUGUACUCGACGCUGGUAGUCCAAAAACCUGCACACCCACAACCCGAUGUCCACUCUCGUCGAAACCUCGCAAUUGCUUACCAGUGAAUCCUGUAUGCUCAAAAGUGCAAAAUAAGCUUUGCUCACCUAUACGUUCGUUAUCUUGCUCUUUCGUAGGCAAAGAUUCGUGUUGUAACGAUCUCUACAAGAAGUGGUCGAAGAACGAGUUCAAAAACAUCGGCUGUGACACGGAAGUUGAGGACCGGAUGGCGGCGAGAUACGUUUCAUCAUCGGACUCGCAGUUAAACAAGCCGCCUAACCGCGACACCCAAAAGUCCCUGUACUGCACCAUAGAGCAGAUGUGCACCACCGUCGGCCAGCUCUCUGGCCAACUUAAGGAGUUGAUGUGUCGGAUGAUGGAAGCUUUUGAGAAGACGUGCACG